AACAACAAGGCCAACCCCUUCCCGGGAAAGGUGUUCAACAACCCUAAGCACCAGGACGUCUACCACGACGUACCCAAGGACUACGUGGGCGCUGAGGUCACCCCCGAGACUUUCGUGAAAGUACUGUUGGGCGACUCAGAGCUCGAAAAUGCGGGCAAAAAGGUGCUCAAAUCGGGACCUAAUGAUCACGUGUUUAUCUUUUUCGACGACCAUGGUGCUCCCGAUUUGGUGGCCUUCCCCAAGACCUACCUGUACGGCGAGAAAUUGGCCGAAACCCUGAAGAAAAUGCACGCCGACAACAAGUAUAGCAAAUUGGUUUUCUACAUCGAGGCCUGCGAAGCUGGUUCCAUGUUUGACAAGCUGUUGCCCACCGACAUCAACAUCUACGCCACCACUGCCUCCAACCCCAAGGAGUCCAGCUAUGCCUACUACAGUGACACUGAGGUCAAGGCUUCCCUUGGUGAUGAGUACAGUAUCCAUUGGAUGGAAAACGCGGAGACAGCCUCCGACACGACUACCCUUCAGGAGCAGUACGAGUACACCAAAGCUCAGACCAAAAUGUCUCACGUCAUGCAAUACGGAGACCUAUCCAUC
Oppiella nova is the source of this 594-nucleotide messenger RNA. NCBI's taxonomy places the organism in Eukaryota, Metazoa, Arthropoda, Arachnida, Sarcoptiformes, Oppiidae. The record is from the annotation of a GenBank genome assembly.